Molecule: messenger RNA, 1467 nt
Organism: Bactrocera dorsalis (oriental fruit fly)
Lineage: Eukaryota; Metazoa; Arthropoda; Insecta; Diptera; Tephritidae
Gene: Arpc1
Product: actin-related protein 2/3 complex subunit 1A-B
Exons: 3
Coding region: 217-1347 (376 amino acids)
Biological process (GO): Arp2/3 complex-mediated actin nucleation
Cellular component (GO): actin cytoskeleton; Arp2/3 protein complex
Molecular function (GO): actin filament binding
Source: RefSeq, a predicted model, not a curated record
AGUGGCAGCACUGCUAGCUGUCAAAUCGGUAAAAACGUUCCGUGAGAUAAAAAAUUCUUUGGAUAUUGUGGUACAAGUGCAUUUUUUGGACUAAUAUUAGUCAUAGUUAACAACUUUUCUUGAUAAUCGUGUAGACGGCCCAGAGUCCGCGAUUAAUUUUUCAAAAACAUUUAAAAGUAUUAUAAAUAUCUUUGCAUUUAUCAAUUUAUACCAACAAUGUCCGAACGAUAUACAUUUGGAGGCUCUCUAGCAUCAAUAACUUGUCAUGCUUGGAAUAAAGAUCGCUCACAAAUUGCUCUUUCGCCCAACAACAAUGAAAUUCAUAUCUAUAGCCGCGAACGUAAUGAUUGGAAGUUAUCCGAUGUGCUAAAUCAACAUGAUUUACGAGUAAUGGGUAUAGAUUGGGCGAAAAAUACGAAUCGCAUUGUAAGUUGUGCUGCUGAUCGGAACGCUUAUGUCUGGUCCCAAGCGGAUGAUGGUAAAUGGAAACCCACUUUGGUAUUGUUGCGUAUCAAUCGUGCAGCUACUUGUGUUAAAUGGUCGCCAGCAGAAAAUAAAUUCGCUGUUGGCUCAGGUGCACGCCUGAUAUCAGUGUGCUAUUUUGAGUCUGAAAAUGACUGGUGGGUGUCCAAGCAUAUUAAAAAGCCGAUUCGUUCGACAGUUACCUCUUUAGAUUGGCAUCCAAAUAAUGUAUUGCUUGUGGCUGGAUCAACCGACUAUAAAGUCCGUGUAUUUUCAGCUUACAUUAAAGACAUUGAGGAUCAACCAAGUCCAACACCUUGGGGCAAUCGGAUGCCAUUAGGAAAUCUCAUGGCAGAAUUUAAAAACUCAACGAAUUCAGGUGGUGGCUGGAUAAACGAUGUCAACUUUUCUGCUGAUGGAAAUAAAAUUUGUUGGAUUGGUCAUGAUAGUUGCAUUAAUGUUGCCGAUGCAACCAAUGGCAAUGCAUUUGUACGUUGCAAAACACAGUAUCUACCCUUCCUUUCUUGUGUUUGGAUAUCGCCAGUGUCCAUAGUUGUGGCUGGCCAUAGCUGUGUUCCAUUGGUCUAUACAUUGGUUGAUAAUUUAAAAUUGGUGCUAACGGCUAAAUUAGAUAAAUCACAAAAGAAAGAGUCUAGCGGUAUAUCCGCUAUGCGUAUUUUCCAAUCGUUGGAUCGAAACUUAAGAACUGAAAAUUCUGAUACUAAUGUUGAUUCAAUACAUCAAAACGCUAUAACUUGUAUUCGCUUGUAUGCUGGUGAAAAGGAAAAUGGUAAAAAAAUAAGCACAUCUGGUGUUGAUGGUCAACUUGUUAUAUGGGACAUUGAUAACGGGUUGAACAAUUCCAUGAAUAACUUAAAAAUAUAAGCUUUAAAAGCCAAAAUAUUCUAUACAUACUUACGUACACUUGGGUUUUUAAUAUACAUACAUAUUAAAUUUCUUAAAUAUAAUAAAUUUGAAAUUUGUUAAAUAGAUUUCCAAAAGUUA